AUGCAAGCCAAACGACUUUUUCAAAAGAAAAGCGUUUUUCGUUAUGUAGCCGGUGCAGGCGUAUUCUAUUGUGUAGCCCACACUAUUGCUCGUCAUGUCGGUGAACUUGUGAUCUGUUCCGGACCAUCAAUGCUUCCAACAAUACACGAUGGUGAUUUAGUGCUAGCUGAGAGGUUAAGUGUGACGUCGGGAAAUGUACAUCGUGGCGAUAUCGUAGGUUGCUUGAGUCCACAUGAACCGGAGCAACUUCUGUGCAAAAGAGUCAUAGCUAAGGAGUCAGACCCUGUCAAUAGCGAACUACUGCCAAAUAAGCGAGUCCCACGCGGGCAUAUUUUCCUGCAAGGCGAUAACUACGUAGCGUCUACAGACUCUCGUCAUUUUGGCCCUGUUCCAGCGGGACUUGUUCAAAUUCGCCUUUGCUUGCGGAUAUGGCCGGUUUCGAGGUUCGGUUGGCUGUCGAACCACUGGUUUUGGGAGUCAGAAGAAGACGUUAAACGUAAGGACAGCGGUUCCUCGAGGUUCUAUCCACGGAGCUGA
Molecule: messenger RNA, 537 nt
Organism: Strongylus vulgaris
Lineage: Eukaryota; Metazoa; Nematoda; Chromadorea; Rhabditida; Strongylidae
Source: the annotation of a GenBank genome assembly